AUGAUACAGCCAGGCGAUGGUCCCUCUUCCGGUCAAGUGAGAUAUAAAAAUGUCAAUUCCGAAGAGAUCGCUAAGAGAGCCAGAGUGACGAUAGAGAAGGUAUCACCCGAACAGCUACCCCUCUACGCUCCUCGUCUAUCAGCGAUCGUCCACUCCCACAUGCUCCUCGACAUGUCCACAUUCUUCACAUUCCCUUACACCCUCUCUGACUCACUUCACCUCUUCAACAAUAUCGCCUCUCAACUAGUCUCUCCCUCUGCCAAGCCAUCAUUCCCACCGCCAUUAGGGGGGAUCGUCAUGUUCGUAGCGAAAUCAUACCCAUCCGAACAACCCUUAGAAUCAAUGGAUAUGGAAGGGAACCCAACAUCAUACCCAGAAAUAGUGGGCAGUGUCCAACUCGGAUUUGCAUCCAUGCCUAAUGGGGCGUUCAGAAGUGAGGUGAAGAAGAUGUUGGUUGAUACGCGUUAUGGAGGUAGGGGGGUUGGUAAAGCUUUAUUGAGGGGUUUGGAAGAAGAGGCGAGGAAGUGGGGAAGUACAACUUGUAUGCUAGACACCGAGCAAAACUCCUUCGGAGAGAAACUGUAUAGAUCGUGCGGAUGGACUGAACUAGGCGUAUUACCUAGAUUUCAUUGGCCGCCUGAUAAGUCCGAACAACGGUCAACGGUGUUCUUCUACAAGCAUCUGGAUGUUGAUGAGGACGAAACAAACGGUCAAAUCGAAAAGAGACAGAUUUCAGAUGGGAAGUCUGAUUGA
Messenger RNA from Kwoniella mangroviensis CBS 8507, 753 nucleotides. RefSeq lists its product as uncharacterized. The record is from RefSeq and is a predicted model, not a curated record. Gene Ontology annotation, molecular function: N-acetyltransferase activity. The coding region runs from base 1 to 753 and encodes 250 amino acids. The transcript has 3 exons. Lineage: Eukaryota; Fungi; Basidiomycota; Tremellomycetes; Tremellales; Cryptococcaceae.